AUGAACACAGACUCUCUUACCCAAAACUCGUUUCUGCGCUUUGUAGUUUAUGAGGAAGACAUAUUCAGUGAUCCCAACUUCCUCGCUCACGCGACUUACCCCAUUAAAGGGAUCAAAUCAGGGUUUCGAUCUGUUCCUCUCAAGAAUGGGUACAGUGAGGACAUCGAGCUGGCUUCCCUUCUAGUUUUCUGUGAGAUGCGGCCGGUCCUGGAGAGCGAGGAAGAACUCUACUCCUCCUGUCGCCAGCUGCGGAGACGGCAAGAAGAGCUAAACAAUCAGCUAUUUCUGUAUGACACACAUCAGAACUUGCGCAGUGCCAACCGGGAUGCCCUGGUCAAAGAGUUCAACGUCAAUGAGAACCAGCUUCAGCUGUACCAGGAGAAGUGCAACCGAAGGUUGCGAGAGAAGAGAGUCAGCAACAGCAAGUUCUACUCUUAGAAGCCAGUGUACACAUAUAAGGGUGUGGUGUGUGCGUGUGUGUUACACAGAGGACUGUGCUCUGUUCAGUCCCCUGUAAGAGGCUACUGUGUGACAUCACCCUCUCCAAGUCUGCCAUCAAGAUGACAUCCGUGAAGAUGCCCCAAAGGGCACAAGUUGGGUUAACUUCCUGUUAAUAUUUGUACCUGGGACAAUUUCUUAACUUAUAUUCUUCAUAGAGGACCCCAAAAAUGUGUUCCUCGUGUUUGGCCUCUCAUGUUCCAAACAUCAUUGAAUAAAAACAACAGAAUUCUCUAUCAGUUAAG
This is a messenger RNA of Fukomys damarensis (Damara mole-rat), 743 nucleotides long. RefSeq names its product 1-phosphatidylinositol 4,5-bisphosphate phosphodiesterase gamma-2-like. NCBI's taxonomy places the organism in Eukaryota, Metazoa, Chordata, Mammalia, Rodentia, Bathyergidae. Bases 1 to 438 code for a protein of 145 amino acids. The record is from RefSeq and is a predicted model, not a curated record. The transcript is spliced from 4 exons.